Molecule: messenger RNA, 1438 nt
Organism: Trametes versicolor FP-101664 SS1
Lineage: Eukaryota; Fungi; Basidiomycota; Agaricomycetes; Polyporales; Polyporaceae
Exons: 6
Coding region: 1-1236 (411 amino acids)
Biological process (GO): protein K48-linked deubiquitination
Cellular component (GO): cell periphery; cytosol
Molecular function (GO): cysteine-type carboxypeptidase activity; cysteine-type deubiquitinase activity; K48-linked deubiquitinase activity
Source: RefSeq, a predicted model, not a curated record
AUGGAAGAACAGACUUCUACGCAGGGCAUUUCUGCCGAGCACGCUUCAAGCGACAACGUCAAGGAGUCCAUCGAGGAGAUAUGGUAUCUCAAGGAGAUCUCUUACAAGCCCGACGUGGACGGCCCGCCCCGACGGUACAAGAUCAUAACACAGAACUUCAACGGUCCCUGUUCUUUUAUUGCGAUUUGCAACAUCCUUAUCCUGCGGGAGCAGAUACAGAUCCUUCCGUUCGAGCGCACCACCGUCUCAUACGACUACCUUGCCCGUUUGGUAGCAGAAUACCUCCUGACAGAAUGCCCCGACGUCGACACGUCAGCUGCCCUCAACAUCAUGCCAGCGACACGCAAGGGCAUGGAUCUCAACCCCCUAUUCACAGGCUCAACUUUGUUCAGACCGCAGGGAUCUGGUGGCGAGCUCAAGCUAUUCGAACAGGCGGGCAUCAAGCUCGUGCACGGCUGGCUCGUGGACCCAUCCAGCUCGGAACAUGCCGUGCUCUCGCGCACCAAGGACUACGACUCCUCCGUCAACCUGCUGGUAGAGGCAGACUACGCUACGAAGGGCCACUUGGUCAUCUCUGAAGAGCCUGGACCGUCGUCAUCACAGGAAGCCGGCCCGUCGCGUCACGAUUCUGCUUAUACCCUCACGCCAGAACAGCAGCGCAAGGUGGAGGACGCACUCGCAAUCCGCAGCUUCAUCGAGAGCUCGCCCUCGCAGCUGACGUACUACGGGCUCUUCACGCUCGCGGCAGAGCUUGAACCUGGCGCGCUCGUAGCGCUCUUCCGCAGCUCGCACCUCUCCGUGCUGUACAAGGCUCCCGGCGCGGAUGGUGCGCUGUACACGCUCGUAACAGACCAGGUAUUCUUGCACGAGAGCUCAGUCGUGUGGGAGCGCCUCGAGGACAUUGACGGCGGGUCGUCGACCUUCGUCGACUCGGACUUCGUGCGCGCGAGCCCGGCGGGCGGCGACUUCGCGGGACAUACGGCCGAGAGCGCCCUGGCCGCGCUCGAACAGCAGACAAGGGGGCUGACGCUGGCCGAGAGCGCAGAUGAGCACCUCGCGCGACAGCUACAGGCCGAGGAGGACGAACGCGCUCGGGAAGCGUAUGAGAGACGUAACCGCCUACAAGUACAAGAGGAGAAGGAGCGCGAAGAGCGCGAGCGUGCGCACGCUGCCCGCCAGCGCGCGAUCGACACGGCAGUCCGUCCCAAGAAGAAGACGGACUGUGUCAUUAUGUGAUGGGUGCCCAUUUUCUCGCUAUACUGUACAAUCAUUAUAUCCUGCCCUUGGCCUACUUGGCCACCUUCUUGCAUCGGAUCUUGUGGUGGGGCCAGUCUCCCCUCUGACAGGCCGCCGCGCAGUACUUCGCGGUCUUGCAUGCGCCGCACGUGAGCAGCGUGGCUUGCCCUGCCGGCGCGCGACCGCAGAACAGACAGAUCGU